Cyprinodon variegatus (sheepshead minnow) is the source of this 528-nucleotide messenger RNA. RefSeq names its product mpv17-like protein. The record is from RefSeq and is a predicted model, not a curated record. NCBI's taxonomy places the organism in Eukaryota, Metazoa, Chordata, Actinopteri, Cyprinodontiformes, Cyprinodontidae. The coding region runs from base 1 to 528 and encodes 175 amino acids. Gene Ontology annotation, cellular component: membrane; cytoplasm. The transcript is spliced from 3 exons.
AUGAGGAGGACGGUUCUUAAAGAAGCCGCAAAGCGCUUCCCCUGGGUGGCCAACGUCACCCUGUACGGCUGCCUGUUUGCCGGCGGGGACCUGGCGCACCAGCUCAUCGCGCAGAGGGAGCGCAUCGACUGGAAACACACGCGCAACGUGGCCAUCGUGGCCAUCACCUUCCAGGGGAACUUUAACUACUUCUGGCUGCGCGCUCUGGAGAAACGUUUUCCUGGGAAAUCCGCAGGAAUGGUUUUCCGCAAACUGCUGCUGGACCAAAGCUUUGCGUCACCUUUGGCUACCAGCGUCUUCUAUACAGGCGUGAGCUUCCUGGAAGGUAAGGAGGACAUCUUUGAGGACUGGAGGGAGAAGUUCUUCAACACCUGGAGGCUAGAGCAGCAACUGGGCUUUUGGUCGACUACAGCGCGUGACGGUAUCCUGGACACAGGUGGCCCCGUGCUUCCCCGCCUGCCUUACCUGUCCCCGACCGGCGGCUCAUGGCUCUCUGCUGAGGUCCGGUCCAAUCAGCGGCCCCAGUAG